Mollisia scopiformis is the source of this 1071-nucleotide messenger RNA. RefSeq lists its product as uncharacterized. The record is from RefSeq and is a predicted model, not a curated record. The transcript is spliced from 3 exons. The coding region runs from base 1 to 744 and encodes 247 amino acids. Lineage: Eukaryota; Fungi; Ascomycota; Leotiomycetes; Helotiales; Mollisiaceae.
AUGGAUGCUACCGCCCGCGUUGCCCUUCUCGCCGUUGUCCAGGCCGACUGGGACACCCGUUGGCAGUCGACAACUUUCCCUGGAGUCUGGGUCAUGGGAACCGACGGCUGGCCCCGGCGCCAACGAGAAGAAGAAGGAGACGACGAGGAAUUGCUGUGCCGGACAUCCAAUGGAUGUCAUUACUUAUGCGUGGACGGCGGCCCACAUUUGAAGAUUGUGGUGGCAGAGGAGUUUGCAGAGAAGAUCUUUGGUCUGUGGUUGGCUGCUCGUGACCAAGGUCACUCCAAACGAAGAUUCCGCGCCGGCUUCUUCCGUGACCAUACUGGUCACAGAUACGACCUGGACUUCAUAGUUCGUACGAUCGAGAACCACUGCCCAGCAGUGAAGAAGGAGAAGAAGGAAGAGGAAGAAAGCGGGCCCGGCCCUUGUCUCCACGGCGUCGGUCAUGCGCCAGGACCGAAGAGACGACGGGCGGCAAUGCCCAAAAAGUUCAACCAACCAAGACCCUCCUCCGAGGAACCGUUGCCCGAGGCAACUAGGAAGGAAGGGUGGAAGGUGAAGGGGGAGUGGACGCAGGAGGAGAAUGGGGAGUGGGCGCGGACGUUGGUGCGGACUGUCGGUGGAGUGGAGGAGGAGAUGCUGCUGAUUGAUGAGAACAAGUCAGCGAGGACGCCUGCCGGUGUUGGGGACACCCGGAAUCAAUACUGGCUGCAGAAGUCCGAACAACGUCGUGGUCGUCGAUGAACCAACAAAGGGGCGGUGGAUGAAAACCAUGGUAGGGCUCCGAUGAUUCACACUCUGACUGAAGGAGUGUGAUGAGGGGUUCGCCCAGGAGAGGCCUCCUACCUGGUUGGAUUCCCCGUUUCCGGCGUUGUGUUCCCGUUUUCAAGCUGGGGAGGAAUGUUUGUUGUCUGUUCUGGGGUGGAGGAAAAACUGCCCAGCGCCUGCGGGCCCGUGGCCAUUCAUGCUGUCUUUUGUUGCUCUUUUUGUGUUGGGUCUUCGGGACGAGGACGAUGAUGAAGACGAUGACGAUGAAUGAAUACCGUGUGGGCUUUAGCCGCACUUUCCUCC